Messenger RNA from Mesocricetus auratus (golden hamster), 992 nucleotides. Its product is annotated as spidroin-1-like. The record is from RefSeq and is a predicted model, not a curated record. Lineage: Eukaryota; Metazoa; Chordata; Mammalia; Rodentia; Cricetidae. The transcript has 4 exons. The annotation marks the transcript as partial.
GACCAUGAGGAAGCGGCGGCAGCCACUGUGGCCCUCGUCAAGGUGACCAGCCGGGACUGCGGCGGAGAGAGAGGCGGUGAGAGGAGCGGCUGGCGGGGCGGGGUGGGGCGGGGCCCAGGGCUCGGGCAGCUGCAGCGUGUGGGGGGUGGCGAUGGGGAAAAGGGCGCAGGUGCGGGAGGCGGGGCCCGCGGCCGGAGGGGGCCGGGGUCGGGGGCCUUGGCUCUGUGCGUGGGGCUCGGGCGGCCUCAGGGCCCAGGGGAGGGAGCUAGAACCCGUGUGCGGGGUAGCGGCGGGGAAAGGGCUCAGGUGUGGCGGCCUGGAGCAGCAGUGGGACGGGGCUGUGAGGGGAGCCUGGGGAAAAGCACAGGUGCAGUGGGCGGGGCUGAGGAUCCUCUGCUGGUCCGGAAGCGGGGCUGCAGGCGUACCUCACAAGAUGAAACCAAUACCUGGGACUGUUAUGGGGCCAAGAACCUGUGGCUAGACAGGCCAUAUGCCCCAGACCUCUUCUGCGAUGUCUACUGUGUGGACUUCUUCAGGCUGACCCGGCAUCCACACUUACUUACAGCAUUCAUCAAAUACGUCAUGAACUGUGUCUCCCUCCUCACUGCACCGGGUCACAACCUGGCCACAUCCUUGGCGUACUCCAAGAUAGCCAGAAGAGGGUCACUGAGCUACCACCCAAAAACCCUAUCCUGACAGCUUUAGUUACCCACAGCCCUCUUCUGAGAAAACCCACUGCAUAUUCCCACAUCUGCCUGAGGCCCUUAGGGCAACAGAAUACAGUUUGGCUCAGAUUCAGGAGCGAUGUGAUGUCUAGAAACGGGAGUGGCCGUGUGGGAACGGUAUGCUCCAUCCUUUAUUUCACAUCCUCUAUUUAAACAUGUUUGUAAACAUAGUCUCAAAAGAUGCGAAUGACAGAAACAGUGUAUUAUUUACCUAGAGUGUUCUUUGAUUUUAAAUUUUCUUAAUAAAAAAUGGAUUUCCUCUUUUAA